This is a messenger RNA of Gadus chalcogrammus (walleye pollock), 2213 nucleotides long. RefSeq names its product transcription factor SOX-13-like. The record is from RefSeq and is a predicted model, not a curated record. The transcript is spliced from 14 exons. Gene Ontology annotation, cellular component: nucleus. Gene Ontology annotation, molecular function: DNA-binding transcription factor activity, RNA polymerase II-specific; RNA polymerase II cis-regulatory region sequence-specific DNA binding. NCBI's taxonomy places the organism in Eukaryota, Metazoa, Chordata, Actinopteri, Gadiformes, Gadidae. Gene Ontology annotation, biological process: cell fate commitment; regulation of transcription by RNA polymerase II. The coding region runs from base 261 to 2213 and encodes 650 amino acids.
AAGUCAUCAGGCGAGUGACGAGAGAGGUUGCUCCCUCCGAACCCGCAACGGAACCCACACAAACAGCCAAGUGUCACGUCAAGAGUAUCGAUCCUUUUGUGUACUUGCUGUCUUUACCAAGCGGGCAUUGCUGUAAUAAGAAGUUGAGAUCACGAGCUGCAGCAUCUGUACACACCGCCGUCGCUCAGUGAGCGAAGGAGCGACGUCCUCGAGACGCGGCGGAGGAGGAGAAGCGGAGUUUGGGAAGCGACCGGGAGUGAAUGGUUGAGCCCAGCCCCCCCACGCUGCAUCUCCAUGCCAACGGGGAUGUUGGCAUGGAGGGUGUUGGUGUCAAACUUGAAGAGGAGGAGUCUAGCGACGGAGGAGGGGCCAUAUCCCGCCACGCUCCCACCAAGCAGUCUCCCUCGUGUGAUUGGUCGGGGCUCCCGUCCGUCGAGGCCCGCCAGCUAACCCCCCCGCUGUCGUGCUCACCCUCGGACGGCUCCCCCAGUAAGGACCUCCCUCUGAGGCAGAGCCCCGUGGACCGGAGGGACGCCGGCAUCUACGGCCGGCCGGAGGGGCGGCCCAUCUUCAGCGAAGUCAUGCCAACGAUCGAGAAGCUACUGAGCACGGACUGGAAGGAGAAGUUUCUGGAAAGAAGUGCCGAGCAGCUCAAAGGUACGCCCGAGUCUCUGGCGGAGAAGGAGAUGCAGCUGCUGGUGAUGAUCAACCAGCUGAGCGGCCUGCGAGAGCAGCUGCUGGGGGCCCACUCGGAGCAGCGCAACAUGGCCGCUCUGCUGCUGGAGAAGCAGCAGCAGCAGAUGGAGCUGGCGCGGCAGCAGCAGGAACAGAUCGCCAAGCAGCAACAGCAGUUGAUCCAGCAACAGCACAAGAUCAACAUGCUCCAACAGCAGAUCCAGCAGGUCAACAUGCCCUAUGUCAUGAUCCCGGCCUUCCACCCCAGUGCCCAGGCUCUCCAGGUGAACUCUGACCCCCAGUUGUCGAUGCCUCUGCAGCCAAUACCCUGCAAGCCAGCAGUGGACUACCCCAUGCAGUUGCUACAGGGUUCGCACCAGACUCCCGUCAAGAGGAACAGUGGUUCGUUCCGUCAGGAGGCCGGGCAGCCGUUGAACCUGACCUCCAAGCCCAAGGGGCUGGAGCUGGGGAAGACCCCAAGCCCCCAGAGCUUUGAGCUGGGCAUGGCGGGCAUGCAUGGGUCCUACAGGCCGCGGGACGUCCAGAGGGAGCCCUCCCUCAGCCCGGCGCGCUCCGUACUCAGUUUCCUGGGGGAGGGGGAUGUGGUCACGCAGGCCAUCCACGACGCCCAGCAGCUCUUGCGGACCCACGGGGUCUCAGGCCGAGGGAAGGACCAGGGAGACCGGAAUAGGGAGGGCAGCAAGAUGGAGUACAAGACGGCUGCCCGGGUGGAGAGACGGCCGCCCUCGUCUGACCGCGGUGAGGAUGGGGGCCUCGCCACGCGGGCCCCUGACGACUGCCUCAGCAGUGAUUCUGAGAGCCCCAUGUCAACCCACGCUGGCGUCGUUGGCGUUGGCGUUGGCGGCUACGUGGACAGCCUCCGCGCUCCUCCCCACCCCUCCUCGGCCUCCUCCUCUGCGUCGGCCGGCCACAUCAAGAGGCCCAUGAACGCCUUCAUGGUGUGGGCCAAGGACGAGCGGCGGCGCAUCCUGCAGGCCUUCCCCGACAUGCACAACUCCUCCAUCAGCAAGAUCCUGGGCUCCCGGUGGAAGUCAAUGUCCAACCAGGAGAAGCAGCCGUACUACGAGGAGCAGGCGCGCCUGAGCCGACAGCACCUGGAGCGCUACCCGGACUACAAGUACAAGCCGCGGCCCAAGAGGACCUGCAUCGUGGAGGGCCGCCGGCUGAGGGUGGGCGAGUACAAAGCCAUGAUGAAGAACCGCAGGCAGGAGCAGAGGACGCCCUUCAUCCCCAGCCAAUCAGAGCCCCAGCAGCGGCACUAUGCGCCUAGCGACGGCCAAUACCAGGGGGCCAGCGGGUCCAUGGCGGUGGCGGCCAUGCCCUUCUACCCAGCGCUGCUGGAGCACUACCUCCCCCAGGCCCCGCCCCCCCAGCGCCGGACGGAAGGACAGGCCACACCCACCCCCGCCACGGCGAGGGAGCGAGAGAGGGAGCGUGAGAGGCUGCCCUACAGCGAGGGGGAGGAGAGCGAUGGCGGGGAGAGGAGCGAGGGGGAGCUGGUGCUGCUCACAGACUGA